CAAAAAAAAAAAAUAUCCACGCCGCCUAUAAGCAAGGCCGUCAAAAGUAACAUUCAAGAUGCCUUCCCUUUCUCAACGCCAACCGUUAUCUUGCUAUGAAGGGGAACAGUUUGUUCAUGUGCUUAAAUCAAUCCAAAGAGGGAUAGAGUCAGCGAGAGUAUUGACCGGAAACUCCUUGCCUGAGAAAGUGUGGCUUAAGCAACAAUUUGCAAUUGGUGUUAAUGAUGUAACCCGUGUACCUGAACGGAUGGCACACAUCUCCGACGAGGGAUGCACUGCCCCAUCUCCUUGUGUUAAGCUUCAGGCUAUUUUGUUAGCUGGUGAUUGCAAUCCAAUGUGGCUGACGAAGCACCUACCCAUGUUGGCUAAAUCCAGAAAGGUGCCAUUGAUCAUUGUUGGAGAUGAUAAAAAGGGUUCCUUAAGAUUGGGUGAGCUUGUAAAGCUAAAAACAGCAAUUGCAAUUGGAGUAAAUGCUCGAGGAAGUGCUAUCAAUCGAAUAACGGAAGGAGUUCUUGAUGGUAAUAAACCGAAUCGAGGAGCAGUGCUUCAAGUUGAAUGACUUGCCUGUUGUUUUGUUAGCUGAUUGAUUAUAGCAAAUACAAAAUGAUUUCUGU
This is a messenger RNA of Hibiscus syriacus, 614 nucleotides long. RefSeq lists its product as uncharacterized. NCBI's taxonomy places the organism in Eukaryota, Viridiplantae, Streptophyta, Magnoliopsida, Malvales, Malvaceae. Bases 59 to 559 code for a protein of 166 amino acids. The transcript is spliced from 6 exons. The record is from RefSeq and is a predicted model, not a curated record.